Molecule: messenger RNA, 1091 nt
Organism: Triticum dicoccoides
Lineage: Eukaryota; Viridiplantae; Streptophyta; Magnoliopsida; Poales; Poaceae
Product: G-type lectin S-receptor-like serine/threonine-protein kinase B120
Exons: 5
Biological process (GO): protein phosphorylation
Cellular component (GO): plasma membrane
Molecular function (GO): ATP binding; protein serine/threonine kinase activity
Source: RefSeq, a predicted model, not a curated record
GCAAGAACAAAAAUUGCAGAAGGCACAAGAAUAUAAGAUUGGAUGGUAUGAGUACCUCCGAAGAACUUGGUAGAGAUGAGGCUCCUCAUGAUCAAGAUUUUCCAUUCGUAAGAUUAGAGGAAAUUUUUCUUGUGACCCACAAUUUCUCUGAAGCAUGUAAGAUUGGACAAGGAGGAUUUGGCAAAGUAUACAAGGGACUAUUAGGUGGUCAAGAAGUCGCAAUCAAGAGGCUAAGUAGAGAUUCUCAACAAGGAACAAAAGAAUUCAGGAACGAAGUAAUUCUAAUUGCAAAAUUGCAACAUAGAAACUUGGUUCGACUUCUUGGGUGUUGUGAUGAAGGAGGUGAAAAGCUCUUGAUAUAUGAGUAUCUUCCUAACAAGAGCUUGGAUGCUACCCUUUUUGAUGACUCAAGAAAAUUGUUGUUGGAUUGGGAAAAACGGUUUAGUAUAAUCAAAGGGGUUGCAAGGGGGCUUCUAUAUCUUCAUGAAGAUUCAAGGUUCACCAUAAUUCAUAGGGACCUAAAAGCUGGAAAUGUUUUGCUAGAUGCAUACAUGAAACCCAAGAUAGCUGACUUUGGUAUGGCAAGGAUCAUUGGUGAUAACCAGCAUAAUGAAAAUACCCAACGUGUAGUUGGAACAUAUGGCUACAUGGCUCCUGAGUAUGCAAUGCAAGGUUUCUUCUCUACCAAGUCCGAUGUCUACAGCUUUGGCGUAUUAAUACUGGAGAUUGUAACUGGUAUAAGGAGAAACUCCAAUAGCCAAACCAUGGGAUUCCCUAGCCUCACAGUAUAUUCAUGGAAUAUGUGGAAUGAAGAAGAGACCGAGGAACUUCCUGACUCAUCUAUCAUAAAUGCUUCACCAGAAGAAGUUUUGAUUUGUGUCCAUCUAGCACUCUUGUGUGUCCAGGAGAACCCAGACGACAGGCCACUCAUGUCAUCUGUUGUGUUCGUCCUAGAGAAUGGAAGCACCAUACUUACAACCCCCAAUCGCCCUGCCUACUUCGCACGGCGGAAUGUUGAAGUGGAUGAGUUAAGAAAAGAUAUUCACACUUCCAUGAAUAAUUUGACUCAUACCGAGAUAGAGGGGCGGUGA